Messenger RNA from Pediculus humanus corporis (human body louse), 1398 nucleotides. RefSeq names its product class D atypical G-protein coupled receptor GPRbos1, putative. The transcript has 3 exons. The record is from RefSeq and is a predicted model, not a curated record. Bases 1 to 1398 code for a protein of 465 amino acids. NCBI's taxonomy places the organism in Eukaryota, Metazoa, Arthropoda, Insecta, Psocodea, Pediculidae.
AUGUCGGAUUUGAUAAAAAUAUUAAACGAUAAUAAAAAAAAUGGAGAUUUUCUUAACGAAAAAUUAAUUUUAGUACCAACGGAUUUGGAUUUUGAUCGUCGUCGCGUACUAGAUGCGUAUGAUAAAAACGUCAUCGUUUUGUUACCGUCUUACGGAGAUGAAAAAAUAUUAAAAAAUUUUUUAAGUGUAGGAGUAGGAGGAGGAGGAGUGGGAGGAGGAAAUAAUAAUAAUAAUAACGGUCGCAAUGAUUAUUAUCAACAUUCUGAACCCACGAAAAGUCCAAUUUUUAUAGGUACCGCAUUAAAAAUAAUCGAAAUCAUCGAUAAUUUUAAAAAUUUGAACGAACGGGUAUGUAACUAUAAUUCCGAUACCUGUUACGAAACGUUAAAAAAAAUUAGUUUAACUCGAACGAAUGAUGACGAUGACGUAACAAAUAUGACGACAAAAGGAAAUGACGUAGAUGAAAUGUUAAAAAUAUUAAAAUUAAAACCGAACCCGAACAACGAAAUGUUUUUAUACAUCGCGUCAUACGUUCACGUAAACGAAGAUGCCGCCAUUUUUCAAAUUUAUAAUUUUAAAAUAAAAAAAUUUAUUCCGCAUUUAUUAAAAAUAAACGAUAAUUUAUUCGUUGAACCUGAAACGUUAAACGCAUCCGACGUUAUCAUUUAUCAAAAUGAUAAUAAUAAUAAUGGAGAACGAAUCGAAAUAUACGAAAAACAAAACGUCACGUAUAAAUCGUUAAAUAAUUUAACGUACGAAAAAAAAAUUUUAAAUUUAAUCACACCGAAUGAUAAUGAUAAUGAUGAUGAUAAAAGGAGAGGAAAAUUCACGAUACCGGAAGUGAAAAAAAAAAAUUGCAUUCGUAAAAAAAAUAAAAACGAAAAUGAUAAUUCGAGUGAAAUAAUUAUAUCUGAAAACGUAUAUAAAAUAACAAUGAUAAAUUUAAAAUGGAAAAAAAUCACGUGGGUCAUAGGUAACACGUGUUUAGGAAUUUCCGGUUUAUUGCUUACGUCAUCGAUAUUAACGUUCGUUACGAUUAGAAUGUGGAAAGAGGAUUUACGGGAAGGAGGUUCGUCGUCGGCGUCUUUUAUGAUUUUUCUCAUGCUUUCCGUCAUGUUAACGUUUAUAUCCUCGUUUCCCUAUCACAUCGAAUCCGAAGUUAAAAAUAAUGACGUCACACGUUUGAUUUCCAUCGUUCGAAUCGUCGUGCCAACCGUAUCGUACGCCAUAUUGUUUUCAUCAACCCUAUCCAGGUGUUUGAUGUUAGCAACAAGCGAAACUCGAGGCAACGGUUUUGUGAGUCACGUAAACGGUAUCUACGACCUUGAACUUUAUCACAAAUCGGAAAGGGAUAGUAAACGAACGGGACGAAAACCGUUACGAAUUCAUAAUUCAUAA